UCCUUGUUCUGCAUCUGUAGUAGUUCAGUAUUUCUGUUCAACGCAAAUAAGUUCAGAAGAAGAGAGAAGAGAAUAGAAGCUGUAAUUAGCUAGUUGUUGCGAUGGAUGCAAGAUCUGCCGUUUGUUUCCUCCUAGUUCUUGUUCUGCUCGGAACUCCUACUGCAUCUGCAGCGAUAUGCGAGCAUUUUAGCACCAAGGACCUGUUCUGCAUCAAGUACCUGUGCAGGGGUUUCUGCCACGACGAGGCCGUGAACCUGCGAGGGAAGCACGCGCGCGUCAUGCGUGCCUGGUGCCAUGGCCGCAGGUGCAACUGCAAUGUUUGCCACUGAAUAUUUGCCAUGAAUAUUCAGGUUGUCGAUCGAUCCAGUCGUCUGGCUUGUGUUCAAUUUAGUUCAGUUAUUUUCAACUUAUUCAGUCAACUUUCACUGGGGAAUUCGUUGUUAGGUUGUUAAUUAGUUCGGCGGCAUCAUAUAAGCCAGCCGUGUGGUCGUUUUUUAGGUUUGUAACGAAUAAUAGUUAAUAUUAAUAUAUCUAGUUUAUUUUGUUUCCUAUGGA
Oryza sativa Japonica Group (Japanese rice) is the source of this 555-nucleotide messenger RNA. Lineage: Eukaryota; Viridiplantae; Streptophyta; Magnoliopsida; Poales; Poaceae. The record is from RefSeq and is a predicted model, not a curated record.